AUGACUGCUUCCUUAGAGAGGUCUCUUAAAAAUUGUUCCUUAAACCACCAGACAAGCUGCAUGGAAGACGACCCAGCCAGUACUAAUGCAGAUGUAGAUGCAGAUGUAGGCAUAGGAAUCUCAUCCAGCUCGGAUGAUGUGUCGGUGUCGCCAGAUAAUCAUAUCUCCAUCUCUGACGCCACUUUAGAGCUCAACUCCCACAUCUCACUCCCGCACCAUUGGGAACAAUGCCUAGAUUUAAAGACGAGGGAAAUUUGUUAGAUAAACUGAAAGAACGGGAUGAAAGCAAAGGAGGAUCCAAGAAGGACAGCAGAAUAUAAUGUGAAUAAUAGGUAUUAUAAGUUUGAAGAGGAGAGCUGGUAUGACAGCGAAGAGUCUUCAUCGGAAUCAUGUCCUUAUUUAUCCAAAGAGCACUAUGCCUCUCUUCCUUGUGUAGAGAAACAAAAUGUUCUGGUGGGGGCUGGAUGCAAGAGCUGUCUCAUGUAUUUCAUGUUGCCCAAACAGGUUGAAGACUGUCCAAAAUGUAAUGGUCAACUCCUCCACUUCAAUCGAUCUGAAAAUGGCUCUCCAUGUUAAAUUGCC
Molecule: messenger RNA, 582 nt
Organism: Lotus japonicus
Lineage: Eukaryota; Viridiplantae; Streptophyta; Magnoliopsida; Fabales; Fabaceae
Product: protein CURLY FLAG LEAF 1-like
Exons: 2
Source: RefSeq, a predicted model, not a curated record